AUGUACUGCCGCUCCAAGAAGAUCGACCACAGAGACAUCAAGGACGAAAACAUCCUCUACAACCCCAACACGAAGCAUGUCAUGCUGAUAGACUUUGGUUCCGCCUCCUUCGUCUCCUCCUCCUACAAUCGUCUCCAGGGAACUGAUAUCUACCAUCCUCCUGAAUUCUUCUCGGACGGAAGCUUCAAGUCUACUGAUGGAAUUGUUUGGGCCCUGGGUUCUUUUGCUUACAUUCUGCUUAACGGAGAUUGUCCCUACGAUACUCUAGAGGACUUGAAGGAUGACGUGCCGAUAGUCUGGACGAACGAGAAGUCCUCUUCGUCUGCUAUAAGAUUUGUGAGACGUGCUCUGAGAAGACGACCUGUUGAUAGAGAACCAUUGAACCUGCUGAGGAAAUCUGCCUGGCUGAAUAACUUUAAGAAAUAA
Messenger RNA from Bolinopsis microptera, 426 nucleotides. RefSeq names its product serine/threonine-protein kinase pim-2-like. The coding region runs from base 1 to 426 and encodes 141 amino acids. Gene Ontology annotation, biological process: protein autophosphorylation. Lineage: Eukaryota; Metazoa; Ctenophora; Tentaculata; Lobata; Bolinopsidae. The record is from RefSeq and is a predicted model, not a curated record. Gene Ontology annotation, cellular component: cytoplasm. Gene Ontology annotation, molecular function: protein serine/threonine kinase activity; ATP binding. The transcript has a single exon.